Lineus longissimus is the source of this 1365-nucleotide messenger RNA. RefSeq lists its product as uncharacterized. Lineage: Eukaryota; Metazoa; Nemertea; Pilidiophora; Heteronemertea; Lineidae. The transcript has 4 exons. The coding region runs from base 68 to 883 and encodes 271 amino acids. Gene Ontology annotation, molecular function: ubiquitin-protein transferase activity. The record is from RefSeq and is a predicted model, not a curated record.
AGUUAUUCUUUUGUGUGAAAGAGCUAAUUUCGAACCACAGGGCCACAGUAGUUUUACACUCAGGUGGAUGAGGCGAAAAGAUUUUGAUCCGGCAAACAGAUUGCUGGUCAGAUUCCACGGGGAGGCUGGAAUUGAUGAAGGGGGGGUUGCAAAGGAGUUUUUGCAACUACUGCUGCCAGCCAUUAUAAAUGCUGGAAUUUUGAUUGGUGAGCAGGGGAAACUGACUGUGUCUAGCAGUACGCUCAUGCUGCAAGAGCGGCUGUACUUUUAUGCAGGCCAGUUGGAGAAAAGUGACUCCGCACUAUUGACGGAUAAUCUAACAGAGAUUGCGGGUACUAUUGGAUUUACUAACGUUUUGAAACUGGAAACAAAAUCGAACUUCCUUCGCACAGCUGCCCUCCAUUAUACUGUCAUUAGAAAUCGGGCUCAGUUAGAGCAAUUCCUCGACGGAAUGAAAGUUCUGGGGCUGAAUAGGAUUUUCGAACAGUGUCCAGGCACAGCAAAACAGAUCUUCUGUGGAGGAAACAAAUGUGCCACAGCAGAUGACGUAUAUAAUCUGUUCACCAUUGAAUAUAGUGAGGAGGGCUGUAACAACCGAAAAUUAGAAGACGAUGUGAUGAUGUCCUUCCUGUUCUUCCUUGCUGACUGCAAGAGUGGCAACCUAGCCUGCAGUCUUGAAGACUUCCUCCAGUUCCUUAGUGGACUCCGAUCGAUACCACCGGGUGGGUUCGACAUUCCACCAAGAAUCACAUUCACCAACGAUAAGAGGCUUCCAUCAGUAUCAACAUGCGCUUUAGAGCUCAAACUGUGCCGAUGUGAAGCUGACUUCUCAGAGAGAAUGGUUCUUGGGGUUCUGGGUGCCCCAGAUUUUGGAUUGGCAUAGUUUGGUUGUUAGCUCACCUGUGAACUGAUACAAUACUGCAGUGUUCGUCGUCUGUCAUUGUCUCCAUUUUGUUACAGCUGGGAAUAUCGAAUUGAAAUUUUUACAUAUGUACCACUAGGUGACCUCGGUGACCACAUUUCGAUCAGAUUCAAUUCAUGGCCUUUUAAAUGAUUUUCCCAGAAAUGCAGUAUACUAGUAUUCAAAAGGACAUAUUGUUGUGCAUCAUGAUAUUUAGCAUCGAUACAUUUUACCAAUAUUUGUUUUUGUUGAUUUAUAAAAUGUCCAAAAAUCAAGUUGAAACCUUGUGAUGCUCAACCCAUUUGUGCCAAAGGAUUUUGCCAGUAUACUUUUACUGAUGAGAUGCCACUCCGCACCCUUUGAUCAUCUGACCCACGGCCUAGAUCUGUGCAAUAAGGUUGUGAGCUUAAUUCAAUAAACUUUAAUUAUACCAAAACAGUUCGAAAAAAUAAUACUUAUUUGGA